Molecule: messenger RNA, 1885 nt
Organism: Calliphora vicina (urban bluebottle blowfly)
Lineage: Eukaryota; Metazoa; Arthropoda; Insecta; Diptera; Calliphoridae
Gene: RnrS
Product: ribonucleoside-diphosphate reductase subunit M2
Exons: 4
Coding region: 109-1320 (403 amino acids)
Biological process (GO): deoxyribonucleotide biosynthetic process
Cellular component (GO): cytosol
Molecular function (GO): ribonucleoside-diphosphate reductase activity, thioredoxin disulfide as acceptor
Source: RefSeq, a predicted model, not a curated record
AUAAUUGUAAAUUAAACAUAAAUAUAGAAGAAAGAAUAUUACAGCAAUUCAAUUAAGUAUUUCACAAGUUAAUAAAUUAUAAUAAAAGAACAACAAAUAAAUUCUAAAAUGAUGGCCGGUAAGGAAAACAUUAUUGACAACAUGGAUAAAUUUUCAUUAAAGAGUCCCCGUAAAAUCCUUACUGCCGUCAAUGUGGGUAAGGUACGUAAACUAUCCAUUGGCGAGGACAACAACAUUCAAACAAAUGGUAAAAACCAAGAUGUUAAAGAAUUAAAUGGUAGUGGCAUGGAAGUAACUAAGAAUGGAGCAGGCACUUCUUUGGCCAAUAAAGCUGCAGUGCCAUUUGACCCCAGCAUUGAACCACUGUUGAAGGAAAAUCCUAGACGUUUUGUCAUAUUCCCCAUUCAAUAUCUGGACAUUUGGCAAAUGUACAAGAAGGCUGAAGCAUCUUUUUGGACUGUAGAAGAAGUAGAUCUCUCUAAAGAUAAUUCGGACUGGGAAAAACUCACCGACAAUGAGCGUUACUUUAUCUCACAUGUUCUGGCCUUCUUUGCUGCUUCCGAUGGUAUUGUCAAUGAAAAUCUUGUUGAACGUUUUUCCCAAGAGGUACAAGUUACAGAGGCACGCUGUUUCUAUGGUUUCCAAAUUGCCAUGGAAAAUGUACACUCUGAAAUGUAUAGUAUUUUGAUCGACAGCUACAUUAAAGAUCGCGAACAACGCGAUUAUCUCUUUAAUGCCAUUGAAACGAUGCCAGCUGUUAAGCGCAAGGCCGAUUGGGCAAUGUCUUGGAUUGGCUCAAAAUCGGCCAAUUUUGGUGAACGCAUUAUUGCAUUUGCCGCUGUGGAGGGCAUUUUCUUCAGUGGCAGUUUUGCUUCGAUAUUUUGGCUAAAGAAACGUGGUCUUAUGCCUGGCCUUACAUUCUCAAAUGAGUUGAUUUCUCGUGACGAGGGUUUACAUUGUGAUUUUGCUGUGUUAAUGUUUAAACAUUUAAUACAACGUCCCAGCCGUGAGAGAAUAACCGAAAUAAUAACGGAAGCUGUAAAAAUUGAACAAGAGUUCUUAACCGAAGCUUUGCCCGUCAAUUUGAUUGGCAUGAAUUGUAAAUUGAUGUCGGAAUAUAUUGAAUUUGUAGCUGAUCGUUUGUUAGUUGAAUUGGAGGUGGGAAAGAUUUAUAACACCAAGAAUCCCUUCGCCUUUAUGGAAAUGAUUUCUUUGGAUGGUAAAACCAAUUUCUUUGAACGCAAAGUGGGUGAAUAUCAGAAGUUAGGCGUGACUUCUCAACGUUUAGAUAAUGUUUUUACUUUAGAUGCUGAUUUCUAAAUAUUCUACGCACUUUCUACAGAACAAUCUCCACCUGCUAAUACGCUAUUGCUAUAAGUCUUAUAUCUAUUUGUCUAAUUAUAUUUUAUGUUUUUAGGAUUAUAAGUUCAUUUUUCAUGCCACCCCCUAACAAUUUUUUUUAAAAAUUUAUACUUAUUUGACCUACACUUCUUAAGGUGUCUUAACAGAAGUUUUCUUUCUUACAAGUAUUUAAAUUGAAAAAUCUUACCAUACUCUAUGUGAUCUUUAUAGCCUGUUCUGACACUGAGUAGUGUUAUUUGCUGACUUGACUAAAUUUUUAUUUUGACUACAUAUAUUUUUUUUAAAUUCCUAAUACUAAAUUGUAUACAAUUUCUAUAUAUUUUUUUUUUAAAUGCGAACAGAUUUAUAUUUCAUUGUACAUAUAUACAUCAUUUAUUUACCCCCUCUAUAUUUACCAUUACACAUUUAAUUAAACGUAAACAUUUUUUAUAAAAAUUUUAAUAGUUUAAUCUUAGUUUAUGGGAAAAGUGUUUCCGUAAACUUAAAUAAAAAAAUAUAUAUUGUACCUAAAAAAUAUUAUAAA